Molecule: messenger RNA, 1443 nt
Organism: Venustampulla echinocandica
Lineage: Eukaryota; Fungi; Ascomycota; Leotiomycetes; Helotiales; Pleuroascaceae
Exons: 3
Coding region: 1-1443 (480 amino acids)
Source: RefSeq, a predicted model, not a curated record
AUGUCCCCGAUGAAUCCACCGUCCACAAGGAGUCGUACUGGUCGGGCUCCUCGGCGACCGCUGGCAGAUCCACAUCAUGCUCCGUCAUUGUUGCGGAGACGAAGCUCCCGGAUACAAUCAAGGCAGCGCUCUCUGGCAAUCCCUCCCGUCCAAGAAUCUUCCUACGUAUCUCAAAGCUCCUCCGAGCAACGACCAACCGGCCCUCAGAUAUUACAACCAUUUGUAGCAACCUCAUACACGCGUGUGCCAACUUCGGGUCCUGUUGAGGUAUCGCCGCCAGUAUCUUCAAGGGCACAGCUUCAAGAAUAUAUUCGUCCACCACAAACUCAUAACUGCCAGAGGCGGAGCCGAAGACUUGAUAGAUAUGUCGAGAUCGGUGCCGAAACCCCGCCAAAACGUGCCCGUCUAACGGAGAAAAAUUUGAAAGUGUUUGAAAAAAUGGGACGACAACAACGAACGGAUACAAAUCCAUCUCGUUCAGAAACCAAGUCCAAGUCCAAAUCCUCAACCACAACUGGAUCUACAAACAAGACAGUGCCUACGACAGAUUCUAGCUUUCCACGUCUUGCAUUUGAGAAUGGUAUCCUUGAUCCAGACCACUCUGUACCCCAUGAAAAUCUUAGUUCCCAUCAAGAUCGCCUUGACAGCCCACGUAACUCAAUAUCGCCGAGCGAGUCAGUGUAUAGGGAAUUUGCCCAUCGGAUACGGAGAGCUCCUAAUGAGCAAACAAUGGUAUUCGAAACAUCCACAUUGCUCAAGAGACAUGAACGAGGAUACGGUCGCGUCUAUAAUCAAGCUUUUAACGACUUCCCAAAAAAUGUAGGGUUCAACAACGGACUAUCAGCUACACAGCCAGAUAUGGUCGAAGGCCUUGAGAUGACGGAAUUCGAUCCAUUUCCCGUCCGCCAAGAGCUUGGAGGGGCUGCCGUUCCUACUUCAGAGCGAGACCCUCUAACCUUGCCCCAUUUAGCCGGAGAAUGGAAAGGCCCUGGGAAGAACAUGAUACUGGCAGAAACCCAAGCAGCGUACGAUGGUGCUUGCAUGGUUCACGGGAGGAACGCAGCCCUUUCAUUUCUUAAAACUCCUGAUCCUGCCGGCUUUGCACAUGUUCAUACUUUUACUACCGAUGGAACUACCCUCAAUACCUUUGCGCACUAUUCAUCCGACACCCAGGGCCAAGUCAAAUACCAUCAACAUCCUACCUCUAGCUCUUUCCUCCUAUCAAGCUACGAUGAUUUCAAGAAAAGCCGCCAGCGGUUAAGGAAUCUGCAGGAUAAUGCUAAAGAAACCUCAGAGAAGUUGAGGGACGAUCUAAACGAGAAGUGGUCUACAAAUAAUCAAUCUCCUCUCUCUCCAAACGUUCCUACCGACUCUACAGAUAAUAAUAGUUACGACUACGACGACGAAGAGGACCCAAACCAUAAAUUACUAGCGGGGUACUAG